Messenger RNA from Crotalus tigris (Tiger rattlesnake), 4994 nucleotides. RefSeq names its product neuronal PAS domain protein 4 (gene NPAS4). Bases 1794 to 4094 code for a protein of 766 amino acids. Gene Ontology annotation, biological process: regulation of transcription by RNA polymerase II. Gene Ontology annotation, molecular function: protein dimerization activity; DNA-binding transcription factor activity, RNA polymerase II-specific; RNA polymerase II transcription regulatory region sequence-specific DNA binding. The transcript has 8 exons. The record is from RefSeq and is a predicted model, not a curated record. Lineage: Eukaryota; Metazoa; Chordata; Lepidosauria; Squamata; Viperidae.
GAAGAAGGAAGGGAGGAGAAAAGGAAAGAAAGAAAACAGGAAGGAAGAAAGGAUGGAAGGGGGAAGAAAGGAAGACUGGGAAGAAGGGAUGGAAGGAAAGAGGAAGGAAGGAAGGAUGCUAAAAGCAAACAUAAUAUCCCUUAAGACAGGACUCUGCAUAGAUUUGGGGGGGGGGCAGCUUUCAACUCCCACCCCAACGGAACAAAAUCCCUCCAUCCCAGUGUGUCUCCUUCUUUAUGGCAACUUCCAAAACGGCAGGAUCAUCCAAAACCACAAAGAGCUGGUUGCCUCCCACCAUCUCAGCUUUCACGCCCUUAUAUGGAACGAGGAGAGAUUUAUGCAAAAGCCAAGCUGCCUAAUUUAGGUUAUCUCUGCAAAAGGGGGGGGGGGAGGAAAAAAAAAAAGGAAGUAAAGAAAGAAACGAAUACAGAGAAGAAAAAGAACCAGCCCAAAUGGGAGACAGAAUGCUGUCACUUUUCGUGGUUGCUAAGCAACCGCAGAGCUGAAAAAGAACCUUUCUCUCUUUUUCUCUCUCUCUCUCUCUCUUUUUUUUUUUGAAGCGUCUAUUUUUGGCCUUCGCCAAAGACGAAUGUUAUUUAAGGCCUGGCUUGUUUAUUUACUGGGAAGUUUAAAAAGAAAACCAGAAUAGAUUCACCUCUUCUGAUGGGUUUUUUUUUUUUUUUUUGGACGAGAAGGGAAAAUUCCUGGACAGAAAUCCUAAAUAAAGAUAUGCUCGUUUUUACUAAAUAGGAGAGAAAAGGACAAAACAGUGAGAAUCUGUUCAGAAGAGUUUUUUUUUUAAAAAAAAAAAAAACCAAUAAUUUUGAAAAAAGGCAAAACCCUCCCCCCCCCACAAACAGAUUCACCUCCCCAAAAAACGCUGCUGUUAGCCUUAUUAGCAAAUAUUUCUAUUUUUUUAGAGACUGCGUCAAGAACAACUUCUUUAAACCACCAAGGCCGAGCUUACAAUCGGGAGAAAAUAAACAAUCACACAGGCCCCCUAUAGAUUUAUAUAUAUUUAUGAAAGAACGGCAGGGGACACCCACGCAUUUAAGAGACAUCUUUUGGGAGUUUGGUUUAGGCCUAUAACCCUGCAGUUUGGACACCCCCCUUUUCCUCCAGUGUUUUGGUUUUUGGGCGGCGGGGUGUGAAGAAAUCUGAAAGAACUCAAGACCCGUUUUGACCGACAUUGAGGGGCAAAGGUUGCGAAGGAAGGACAGGAAAAGAGGAAAGAAUUGAACACGAAGCAAAGAGAUUGAUUGGCUACGUCGCUUUGGGCAAGAGAAUGUAAAGAGACAAGAAAAGAAGAGGAUUUGAGAAAGAACAAUGCUGCUUUGUCAAGAAGGAAAAGAGAAAGAAAUUGAUUUCAGCACCAGCAUUGAAUUUCUGGGACUGAGAGAGAAAAAAAAAAGUCAGGCACACGGCGAUGCGAUUCCAACAUUCGAGACUGUUUCAUCUCCUAAUUCGGUGCAGUGUUUGCUUGGUUUCCUCCUCCAGCCUCCCCCCCCUCCUCACCACGUCAUUCAGAAGCCAGUGACGUAGGGUUCCCCCAAGCCCAUGGAAGCAGGGGGGGGCUGGCUCUGCAACCCUCUCCCUUCCAUUGAUCUGAACAACUCUUCCCGCCCCGUUUUCCUUAAUAUGCCAGUGCCCACACUCCCAACAGCCUAUAAAAGAUGGAAAUCAGACUCUCCGACAGAUCCACAGGCAGACAUCAGAGAGAGAGGGAGACAGAGAGAGAAAGAGGGCGCAAAGACGGAAGCGGCUGAGCUGCACGGAUCUUCUUCCCAGCCGAGAUGUACCGGUCCACGAAAGGAGCCUCCAAGGCACGGCGGGAUCAAAUCAAUGCGGAGAUUAGACAUCUGAAGGACCUGUUGCCCAUUGCCGAAGGAGAUAAACUUCGCCUCUCUUAUCUGCAUAUCAUGUCGCUGGCUUGCAUCUACACGCGGAAAUCCAUCUUCUUCUCCAAAGGUGCAACUUUGGAAGGCUUGGAGAGCUUGCUGUCUUCCCAGGACUUAGACGAUUUCAUGCAGGCGCUUCCUGGUUUCCUUUUGGCGUUCACUGGCGAAGGCAAACUCAUCUAUGUGUCGGAGACUGUGGCUGAGCACUUGGGGCAUUCUAUGGUGGAUUUAGUGGCCCAAGGAGACAGCAUCUACGACAUAAUUGACCCAGCAGAUCAUUUUGUGAUGAAGAAUCAGUUGGCGUUGCCUUCUCCAUUAAAUACCGAACGUCUCUUCCGUUGCCACUUCAACACUUCCAAAACAAUCCGGCGUCAAAGUGCAGGAAAUAAGCUGGUUCUGAUUCGCGGUCACUUCCACCAACCUCCUCCGGGGUCUUAUUGGUCCACCAAUCCUGUCUUCACAGCCUUUUGCACUCCUCUAGAUCCUAAGCCCAGAAUGGGUCAAAAUUCGUUCUUCCUCUCAGCUUUCGAGAGUCGCCACACGAAAGACCUGGCCAUCGUGGAUAUCUCCGAAAGUGUGAUCUUCCAUCUGGGCUUUCAGAAGAGCGAACUCUUCUGCAAAUCGUGGUACGGCCUGAUCCACCCUGAAGAUCUCAGCCAUGCUUCGGCCCAGCAUUACCGGCUGUUGGGUGAUCAAAGCAACACACAAGCUGAAAUGGUGAUCAGGCUCCAAGCAAAAGAUGGCGUAAGCUGGAUCUGGAUCUACUCGUUGCUUCGCUUGGAGAGCACGGAGAUCCCCAUCGUUGCUCACAACUACGUCAUCAGCGAUUCCGAAGCUUGGUGCCUGAAGCAGCAACUGUCUGCCGAAGGAUCCCAAGGGACGUACAGUCUGGAAAGCACCACCACUUUCCUGGAGAGUCUCCUGUCUCCUGGACAGCUCUCCAGCCCCGAUCAAGUCUUCACGCCCGCGGCCGGCACCCCCACCGGCACCCUUGUGGCCCCGGCUUUCGAUUUCAGCUCCGCCGGGGCCCCCGAAGGUCCCCCGGCCUUCGGCGAGCCUGCUGAAGGCCUGCCCGAAGGGAUGGUGGAACCUGGGACUAUCUCCUCCAUAGAGGACGCCCCACCAGGUGCCACCCUCAGCCUCCUCGUCAAAGAGCCGGCCUUCGGCUACCUCCUCCUCCCGCACGGAAGUUACGGAGCGACGUUUGCAAGCGAGACGCCCGGCGGCAAGCCCGCCUCCAAAGAUUCGGCCUGCACCCCUCCUUACACCCCGCACCAGGGCUCGGCUUUCCUCUUUGGAAGUCAAGAGCUUUACGGAGCCCGCGGUGGGGGCAGCCCCGCGGCCCCGCCUCCCGGGACUGCUUCCGGCGCCGGCUCGCCGGCCGGUCUGGCCGCCGUGAGCGCCUCCGAGCUGUUCUUCGCCCAAGAACCGUGCCAUAUUCUCUAUGAGAAGCUCCCCCCGACUCCGGACAGCCCCGGUAAUGGGGGCUGCACCGUCCUGAGCUUGCCGGAGAUCCGAGGUCCCCUCUACGUGGAUGUGCCUAUGGUACCCGAGGGGAUGCUGACUCCGGAGGCCUCGCCCAUCAAGCAGAUGUUCUUCAGAUAUUCUGAGAAGGAGAAGAACGAAAUCGAGCAGCUGGCUCAGCAGCUCUGUAGCCUGGCGGAGACCUUUCGCUCCCCGGCGUCCCGGCCCCUCGCCGAGAACAGCCAGGGGUCUCUCCGAGAGGACUUGCCGGCCCCCGGCCCCGAACCGUCUCCCGUGCCCGAACCUUGCCCGGAUUUCCAACUGCCCAAAACGUGGAGGAGCGUGGAUUUCUCCGUCUUGACUUGCCUGGAGGACGACCUCCUGGAAGAGACGGCUCUUGAGACCCUCCUCCAAGACCUGUCUUCCUUUCUGUUCGAGAAAGGGGGGGCAGGGAUGAGGUGCCCUCACCACCCGUUCUGCGGUGGCGACGUCAGUAGUCCAGUCGGCUUGGACACCGAAGAUAGUAGCCCAGGAGCCUUGGCUGUCUCGCCAAGGAUGGACUUAGCUCCGGAAGAGCCAUGUUUUUUGGAAGAGCUGGCCUCCUUCGACACAGCCUUUGAGACACGUGCCUCAAACUCUCCCUACGAGGGGUUAGAUGAGUUGUAUCAACUCCCGAGCCAAAGGCCCGACGGCUUCCAGGAAGAUGGAAGCGGAAACGAUCCUUCAUUUUGAAAUAAGUCUGUGACUUACUUCUCCAAGUAUGGCAUAUUGUCAUAUCUUUAAAGAAGCUACAUCCACCCAGCCCCCCCAGCCCUCCAGAAGUGUCCUGCGAAUGGAAACCCAGCGUAAAGUUGGAGGAUGUCAGCAGGAAAAGACUUUUUUUUUUUUAUUUAAAAAAAGAAAAGAAAAAAAAAACCAUACAUUUUGAUUCUGAGACGUCGGUGUGAGACUGGUUACUCAGAGCUAAAGGAAGGACUGUUGUAAGUGGAUUCACACAUGUUAUCGUAUUCACUCGUAGUGAGUAAAACCUCUAUGUAAUUUACUAAGAAAUAUCGGAGGGGGCCUUGGGCCCGACGGCUCCUUAAAUCACGAUUUAACGCCAAGCUGGAGCAAAACUGUUUGCACUCUUUGGGGAUUCCUCCUCUUCCAGUUACUUACUCUUUCAUCCCUGCUCCCUAGAGUACAGAAUGUGUAGGUGGUACAAAUGCCUACGAUAGUAAGGGCCAAUGGCUGGUAAUGCAAUAAUGGAUAUUAUUGCCUUGCUAUUCUCACAUAGUGUAUUUCUGUUUGUACAGAAAGACUGCCGUUCAAAGUUUGGGGCGCCUGUUUCCAAUUUGAAUUCUUUCUUUUUCUUUUUAAAUUCGCUUUGUGAUGGUUAUUUAAGUAUUAGCAGUUUCCUCUAAGUCAGAGAUAUACAAGCUAAGCUCCUAAGGCUUCCUAUGGCUCCUGAACCCCUGUGGGGGGAAGCAACCCCAUGCACUGGAAACAGCGUGAAGAGACCUGAAUUGGUUUACCUGGCUGAUCUUGGGGGAAUAUGUGUGUGUGUGUGUGUAGGUCUUUGGUUAUUCGGGUUUUCUCCCGCGUAAAAUUGGAAAUGUCUUGGCGACGUUUCGACGAAAUCCCAUUCGUCAU